UUUUGCCAUUCUGUUUUUACCCAGCUGGCACUUGAAACAGCUCAUCUUUCUCUCCUUCCAGCCAGCUUAAGAGAUAUUCUUACAGUUUCUGUUUCCCUUCCUCCAGCAGCAAGAAAUCAGGCAGCAGCAAUGAACUACCUGGAUGAAGUUCCCUUCCGGACAGCCAUGAGCCUCAGUGGGGACUCAGAGGGAGAAAUCCCUUUAGUCACUGCCCCGGACAUUGAGCUCCCUGACUGCACCGACAUCCUCAUGAGCACCAUGCACGACUUCUCUCUGGAAAGGAAGGUGCUGUACUGGGUGGAGGUGGCCUCUCAGCAGCAGACCUCCCGCCAUCGAGUCACCUCCGAAGUCGUCCCCACGGCUCCCCCGUGCUGGCUGCUGCUGGUGGACCCUGCCGACAGCUGCGGGGGGCCGGGUCGGGACGGGGCAGUGCGGCGCUCCAUCAGCCUGAGCGCUGCCGACAGCUCCUACGGGCACGCCAGGGGCUGGGCGGUCCUGUCUGACACCGAGAGUGACACCUGGCACUCAGAGGAGGGGGAGUACUCGGAUGAUGAGUACUCCUCCACCUCUUGGGAAGAGAAUGACAAGGACGAAUCACACCUCUCCAGGAGGAGAAGCUCUGCAAGAAGUGUGUCUUCACGCCCCGGCUUUUACCAGACCCGACCAAAGACGUCACCCGGCUUGCUGGAGCCCUCGCCAGAGAACAAUGUCCACAGCCCAGCCAGCCCAGACCCCAGCAAGCAGAGAAGAUCCAUGGUGAUAUUUAACAACAUGAAGAACGAGCUGGAAGCCGCCAGGAGGAAGUUGGCUGCUUUGGUGCAUCCUUUGAACAGAGCUGCCACAGGGAACAGGGGUAUCGUGGUGCCACGGCUGCUGCCCCAGUGCCCCAGCACCAACGGCAGCAUCAAGUACAGGCCAGAUCCAGACGUGUCCCAGCAGGGGACUGCUGUGCCAACUCCUCCAGCCACAGCCACGCCAAUCCCUCCCAUCAAGCAGCACAAGCCCACAGUACCGUCCCUCAGCCCCUACACUUGCCUCCCCCCUGCCUCCACGCCUGGACGACCUCUCAGCUGCCACAGAUCCCAGCCAGAUUCCUCGGCUGACCUGCUCUCUGCACUGAGCCAAGAGGAGAGAGAUCUCAUCGAGCCCGUCAUAGCCCUGGGCUACCCCACCCAGAAAGCCAUCCUCACCCUCCAGAAGACAGGAAGGCAAAGUUUAAGUCAGUUCCUGAGCUACCUGGGUGCCUGUGAUCGGCUGCUGAAGCAGGGCUAUGAGGAAGGGCAGGUGGAGGAAGCCAUGGAAAUGUUCCAGUACUCAGAGAAAAAGGCAGCUGAAUUCUUGCAUCUGUUGGCUCAGUUUAAUGAUAUGGGCUUCCAGCAAAAUGAAAUCAAAGAAGUUCUUUUGCUUUGUGGGAAUCAGAGGGAGAGGGCGCUGGAAGAGCUUGUAAUGAAAACCCACUGAGCAGCAUCCUGGAGCAGUCAGAGUUUCCCCUCUCCACACCAGACCAGAAGGACUCAGGUGAUUGUGCUGCUCCAUCCCCACCCCUGGAAGCACCAGACACACACUUCAAAGCUCUGCCUUGGAGUCUCAUUUUAUGGACAUCGAUCAUAAGAGUGUUUGUCAUGCAGGCACUGACUGCAUAGCAGGAAUGUUUAUCUCCUCAUCCACACAUCCCCACCCUUGAUCAUCUCAGCUAUUCAGAUUAGAGGAGGGAAGAUCCAAAUUGCCUUUGGCUUAGAUUUUUGCAAAAACCAAACCAAACCAGUGUUCUCCCUCCACCUGGGGUGAUGGGUGUAGGUUUUCAGCUACAAUCAAGUGGGGAUUCUUAAAAGAUUAUAUAAAUCAACAGAAUAAAUUGUUUUCCUAAAGGCUUCUGCAGGAACAUGUGUUGGUCCUGGCUUGGGAAGAGUCUCAGCUGACUUAGUCAAUUGAAAUUCACUUUGAUCGCAUUAGCUUCUCCUUUAAAACCAGACAUGUGAGGAAAAUACACAGUUCCAUGUGGAUAAAGAAAGAAAACAAGCUGCCCUUGCUCUGAAAUACAUGAGGUUUAUCCAGUGCAAUGAAAAAUGGUGGAGGCAAAGGUUUGUCCUCAGGCAACUUCAUGAGAUCAGAACAGAGAGAUGGGGAACUGCUCACUGCCCUCAUGCUCUGCCCAAAUCAGGAAAAUUCAGGGGAUGCAUCCCUAAACUGUGAAGACAGUGGUUCCAAAUGAAGUGAAGCAUGAAUAUCAGCAUCAGGAACAUCUGUAUGCCCAAGGGAAUUUCUGUAUGUAACUGAAGGACAGAGAAUGGGAGAUUCAGAUCACUGUACAGGAUGUGUGUCUUGGCUUGGCAGUGGAACAGUGGACAGUGUUUUCACAUAAAGUAUGUUAUUUUCCUGUGAAUUAGAAACAGAUGUAAUUUCUUUGAGUAAAGAUGCUUGGGGGGUUCUUCUGCAACGUUUGUCUUUUUCUGUCAGGAUGCCAACUGGCACAACCCAGCAGAGAAAAUCCUUAGUUGUAUUAGUACCAUUUUCCAUUGUACCCUUCCAAACAAUCUCCCAGCACAAUGUGCUGGCAUCAAGGUAAAACACUCUGUCCAUUCUCCCUGGAUCUCCAGGUGGGUGCCAGACAACAACAGGAAGGUACAGCUCUCCAUGGCUGCAUUGAUUCUUGCCUGGAUGCAACAGGGAAAAUUGGCAUCCAGGUGUUGGGGGAGUUGACCUAUCCAUCCCCAAGGAUGCUUUAUUCCUGCUCUUCUUUAAUGGCAUUGAAACGGAAAAUGUGGCACCCUGUAUGUCCUAGGGAGAUAUUCCUGGGGAGCUCACAGGCUCUUUUUGGAGCUCCCAGCUCUGUUUUUCCUCCUGCUUUCCCUUGGUUAUACAAGCUUUUAUUUUUGAUACGGCCCAUAUAAGGCGAGUCCAUCUACAGACAGCUUUUCCUUACAUUCCCCCUUGCCAAGAUGAUGUCACCUUAAAAACGAGACUUACAGAAGGUUAAGCUGUGAUUAGGCAGAUCGUGUCGCCUCCAAAUGUGAUCUUCGGCGGAGCGAACACCGUGCGGAUGGAAAGGGGAAGAUAAGGGUGCUGUGCUGCUGCCAGUGGUGCUGAAUUCUGGUGGAGCAAAGCACACUGGC
This is a messenger RNA of Camarhynchus parvulus, 3113 nucleotides long. It is a transcript of the gene UBAP1L, whose product is annotated as ubiquitin associated protein 1 like. Gene Ontology annotation, biological process: ubiquitin-dependent protein catabolic process via the multivesicular body sorting pathway. Gene Ontology annotation, cellular component: ESCRT I complex. Lineage: Eukaryota; Metazoa; Chordata; Aves; Passeriformes; Thraupidae. The record is from RefSeq and is a predicted model, not a curated record. Gene Ontology annotation, molecular function: ubiquitin binding.